AUGCCCACAGAGAAAAGGGAGGAAUAUGAAGCAUUGUUUAAGCAUCAACCGGAACUUACAAGAACUCAAUUUUAUGAUUUAUGUCAAGAAUGGGCAGAAAGACAAGGAGCUCAAAUCAAGAGACAGUAUCGUCAAUAUCGUCUAGAUGAAGAGCGGUAUAUCGUGAAGCGUGAUCGAAUUCUCAGAGAUAGGCUGGAUAGAUCAAAUGGUAGUAAUGCAGCAAAGAAUUAUUUGUAUGAAUUACUUGAUCUGCAAAGUAAUUUGAAUAUAACUCUGGGACUGUAUAACAGUAAAGAGGAGGAAAUGAGACAUUCCAUUUUUAUUGAUGUAUUACAGGAAGCCACAGAAAUAUGGAAUUUAUUGGAUCCUGCAAAUAUUGAUUAA
This is a messenger RNA of Acanthocheilonema viteae, 384 nucleotides long. The record is from the annotation of a GenBank genome assembly. NCBI's taxonomy places the organism in Eukaryota, Metazoa, Nematoda, Chromadorea, Rhabditida, Onchocercidae.